This is a messenger RNA of Manis javanica (Malayan pangolin), 3918 nucleotides long. The record is from RefSeq and is a predicted model, not a curated record. Lineage: Eukaryota; Metazoa; Chordata; Mammalia; Pholidota; Manidae.
ACUCUCGGCCCUGCCAGGUCCCUGUGCGAUCCCUGGGGAACCUGGAGCCUGGGGCAUGGAAUGCACUGGGGUGUUAUUUGCAGUACAAGCCCUGACAUCCCAGCAGGGGGACGCAGGUACUGGGCAGCCUCUCCCAGUUGUGGCUCCCUCCGUGGGCCCCACCCUAUGUGCAGAUGAAGUCACAGUACACCCACCUCCAGAAAUAGCUCCAGCUGAGACUGAAAAUCAGAGGGCUGGAGGCGGUUAUACUCACUCUCCCCACAGGGCCUACAGUCGCUCAUAAGCCACACCUGCCCCUUGCCUCCACCCUCAGCUCCUAAGUACAGCUCAGUGCACGUGCCCCUUCAUGCCGCUCGGACAGUCUCUUUGUAAUGCACACACCCUGGUCCCUGGAAAGUUGAACGUCUUGUAUAGAAUGGUGGGACACGGGUAACUGAAUGGUGGGCCCAGGCCACAGAGCCCCUGUAUUCUGCUAUGGGCAACCCAGGACCCACUCUCACCCUCCCUCACGGGGAGCUGCAGGGUUCCUGGCAUGUCCGGGACUCUGCUCAAAAUGGUCCACGACUUCAUGAAUUAAUUUGAUACCAAACAUUUAAGGCCUACUUGAUGGGUGCCCGUGGUGGAAGCCCACACGUGAAUAAAGCCAGCCCUGUUUUCAAGAGCACGUAGAUUGGGAGGCAUGAGCAGGGAAGGCAUUCCAAUGGUGGGACAUUUUGGACGCAGCCCAAUAGGCCAGGGAGAAAUAAGAGGUGAUCUACACUAAAGGGUCAAAGUGUGAACACUGACCAGGGGUCCCAAAAAACCACAGUGCAAAUGUGCUUCGGGAUGAAUAUCGGUCUGUAGGUAAAAUUAUAUUCAGAGGAGCUCGGGCUGGAGCACAUUAUAAGCAAAAGAGAAAAUGCCUGGGCGCUGUCCUCAGAAUGCAGGCCUCCGCUCAAACUCAGACCCGGGCUGGCCAGGGGCGUCCCCAACCUCCCUGCCCCCUGUGGACCGCCAGCUGGGCAGGGCUCGGGCGCCGCCUGCUGGCAGGCAGCGGGAACCCGGGCGCCGGUCCGCCGGUUCCAGCGAUGCCAGACCUUCCGCCUCAGACCGGGUCCCUAGGGACUGCUGCCGCGGGAACCUAACCCCAGCGGCUGGAGAUGUUGCGGGAUCGGUCCUGGGGCUGGAUCUGGCCCACGCCCUCAGACCACAGAGCAGAGCCAGUGUUGUCCAAGGGACCCGCCGACCCCUCGGGCGCUGACCCUGCGGUCCUGCGCUCCCUCGCGGGACAGCCCGCUCAGGGUGUGGGUGGCGGGACAGAGGGAGGAGCCUGUUGGGAUCCGGACCAAGGCAGUGAAGGGAGGAAGGACGGGGCGGAGCCUAAGGCAAGGCCACUCCUGCACGGUCCCUCGCCUGCCGUCGGCCCAGCUCCCGCUCCUCCAGGGACAUGAUGGGCACGCCUGGCUCUGCAGCCGCCCGGGAAGGCGAGGCCCCAGACCGCUCCCCGCCCUGCAGUCCGAGCUACGAUCUCACGGGCAAGGUGAUGCUUCUGGGAGACUCAGGUGUCGGCAAAACCUGUUUCCUGAUCCAAUUCAAAGACGGGGCCUUCCUGUCCGGGACCUUCAUAGCCACCGUCGGCAUAGACUUCAGGGUGAGGUGGCAGCAGGCUCCUCCUCCAAGCAGCAAGCCAGGGGGACUUCAGCUCCAGCAAAGGGGUGCUGCCCCCUCCUGGCUCCCCUGGCUCCUCCGGACUGCUGUGGCUCACUGCCCAGAGGGCACCAGGGGUGCUCCCAACAAAGUGGUGACCGUGGAUGGGGUGAGGGUGAAGCUACAGAUCUGGGACACGGCCGGGCAGGAGCGGUUCCGCAGUGUCACCCACGCUUAUUACCGAGAUGCCCAGGCCUUGCUCCUGCUGUACGACAUCACCAACAAGUCUUCCUUCGACAACAUCCGGGCCUGGCUCACUGAGAUUCAUGAGUAUGCCCAGAGGGAUGUGGUGAUCAUGCUGCUAGGCAACAAGACCCAGAGGCUACCAGCAGAGGGCGGGCAGUACCUGCUCCUGGGGCAAAAGAGGGCCCGCAGGGGCAGAGAGGGGCCAGCUGGGGUCAAGAUUUCCUUCUCCAGAGUGACCCACCUGGGCUUGACAGGCAGAUGUGAGCAGCGAAAGGGUGAUCCGUUUGGAGGAUGGGGAGACACUGGCCAGGGAGUAUGGGGUUCCCUUCAUGGAGACCAGCGCUAAGACGGGCAUGAACGUGGAGUUAGCCUUUCUGGCCAUUGCCAAGGAACUGAAGUACAGAGCCAGGCGGCAGGCCGAUGAGCCCAGCUUCCAGAUCCGAGACUAUGUGGAGUCCCGGAAGCAGCAGGCCAGCUGCUGCUCCUUCUUGUGAAUCCCAAGGGGUUGAGAGGAGGCUCUAGAGGCCCACAAGGAUGCAGCCUUCUCCCCAAGACCUGGUUUAUUCUGAGCAGCUGAGCCAAUGGGGAGGCAGUCAGGGGCCCAGUAUGCAGCCCCUUCCCAAGGGGAAGCUGUAUUGCCUCCCUUCCCUUUGUUCCUGUAGCUUCCCUGCAACUGGGAAAGCGUAAUAUAUUUAUAUUUCAUUUUAAUGAUACAUAAUGUAAUACAAAAGAAGGGCACCAGGAACCCUAAGAAGGGAACUGGUGGCCCCUUUGCCGUCUAAUACUCGAACUUUGGGGGCUGGACCUACCUCCCAGCCAUAAUGAGGGUGCUAUUGCUCCAGCUCAGCACUAGGGGGCACUGAUGCACCCCUGGGGUUUGAGGGCAGGACCCUCCCCAUUCCCACCCUUUGGCUGGAGAGGCUGAGCAGACACCAGCCCUCAUGUCCUCCAGCUCCCUAGGGAACAAUCUUCCCCAGUAAGACAGGCUCUUGUGCUGGGGGGCUAGACCAAAGCCUCAGGGAAGAUAAGAGAUAUGGAGAUUGGGCAGCCUCUCUCCCUAGGAAGGGGACAGAGGACUAGCAGACUUGGUCUGUCUGUUUGGCCUUACUAGCCCCACUCUGGGUGGUAUACCCCUUUUCCUCCAACCCAUAAGCACAUUGGGGUGCCUAGAAACAUUUGGUUCCUAUUCUCUGGACCUCAGAUCCCAGGGGAGCCCUUUGUCUCUGAAUCCCUGGUCUUAUCUACUUUUCUGCCUCUGCCUCUAGACACCUAAGGUCACAGCUAGGCAAAGGUUUCUGUUCAGUCCCAACCCUUUGGUAGGUAUGCAGCCCCACAGGCUACUUCUGCAAGCAGCUGUUGUGCAUCUUCUGUGUUAAGAGCCAGAUAAGGAGAAAUCCCUGGCUCCUGGGGAGGUGGGAGUCAGAAGUGAACAAACCUCACCACACGCAAUCCCCUAAAUCCAAGCACUGCCUUCUCCCUGACCACCCAUGUCCUUUUCUUCUUGGACACACCAAACUGCUUUAUCUUCCAACUCCUAGUGAGCCAGGUUAGGGAGUGAGAGGUCAUCCACUUCUGGGUAAACCAACAGGAGGUGUGCAAAACAAGGUCAUGUAGGUGAGACUGGGGUGGGGAGAGGAGCAGCAAGGAGUUUACGUGGGGUCAAGGUCACAUGUCCCAAAGCCCUGACCCUAGCAAUUGCAAGUGGACAGGAAGGAGACAUGCAGGCCACGGCCUAGAGAUAUCUUUCCUCCAGCUCUCCAGGCAGGGGCAGGGGAGAGGGGUGAGAAAAAAGUAUGCACUGCACAUUUCUGAAGUUACUGCAUUUGCUUUCAAGGCAGAAAUCUGCUCUCUGAGCAGUCAGCAGCUCCAACUCGGGCCGGAUAGGGAAGCUCUCUGAGGCCUCUCCCGGGCACAGUAGGGAGGAGACUGACUUUGCCAGGCUUUUCUGGGACCCAAGGCAGGUCACAGGCGAUCCAAUCAUGUAGGCUGCUCUGGGCUUCUAGCAUAUGUGUUUUUGAGAAUUAAAUAGCAGUAUUUUGUGAAGUA